ACUUCCUUUCCGCGGCGCUAUAAAAAGUGCUGCACGGCGUCCGCAUCUCUUCGACCCUCGGAGCUGAAAUGCAACUGUUGGGACCUUCGGAGGCUGCGGAACUGGAGGCGGAGGCGGCUGGGGAGGUCCGAGCGAUGUGACCAGGCCGCCGUCGCUCGUCUCUUCCUCUCUCCUGCCGCCUCCUGUCUCGAAAAUAACUUUUUUACUAUAAAGAAAGGAGAAAAAAAAGUAGCCGUCCGCCCCUCACGCCCUCUGUUCCUCUAAGCCCUCUGACCUGUGAGGGAUCCCGGGGUGGCCCCUCCGCUGUCGGGGCCGCGCCGCCGAGCCCCGGCCGCCCCGGGCCGCCCCCGCCCGCCGCCCCCAUGCAUCCCUUCUACACCCGGGCCGCCACCAUGAUAGGCGAGAUCGCUGCUGCCGUGUCCUUCAUCUCCAAGUUCCUCCGUACCAAGGGUCUCACGAGCGAGCGACAGCUGCAGACCUUCAGCCAGAGUCUGCAGGAGCUCCUGGCAGAACAUUAUAAACAUCACUGGUUCCCAGAAAAGCCGUGCAAGGGAUCAGGUUACCGUUGCAUCCGCAUCAACCAUAAAAUGGAUCCUCUGAUUGGACAGGCAGCACAGCGGAUUGGACUGAGCAGUCAGGAGCUGUUCAGGCUUCUCCCAAGUGAACUCACACUCUGGGUUGAUCCCUACGAAGUGUCCUACAGAAUUGGAGAGGAUGGCUCCAUCUGUGUGCUGUAUGAAGCCUCACCAGCAGGAGGUAGCACUCAAAACAGCACCAACGUGCAAAUGGUAGACAGCAGAAUCAGCUGUAAGGAGGAACUUCUCUUGGGCAGAACAAGCCCCUCCAAAAACUACAAUAUGAUGACUGUAUCAGGUUAAGAUAUAGUCUAUGGAUGGAUCAUCUUAUAAUGGAUGGAUAAAUUUGAUUUUUGCUUUGGGUGGGCUCCUCUUGGGGAUGGAUUAUGGAAUUUAAACCAUGUCACAGCUGUGAAGAUCUGGCACAAGAUAGAGUGGUAAAAAAA
This is a messenger RNA of Condylura cristata (star-nosed mole), 1021 nucleotides long. It is a transcript of the gene BTG1, whose product is annotated as B-cell translocation gene 1, anti-proliferative. Gene Ontology annotation, cellular component: cytoplasm; nucleus. Bases 363 to 878 code for a protein of 171 amino acids. The transcript has 2 exons. Lineage: Eukaryota; Metazoa; Chordata; Mammalia; Eulipotyphla; Talpidae. The record is from RefSeq and is a predicted model, not a curated record. Gene Ontology annotation, biological process: negative regulation of cell population proliferation; negative regulation of mitotic cell cycle.